AUGUCUACGAAUUUGAUUGUUCUUGCUGCUCAGCGGGCAUUUAAUGGUGGCAAGGAUGCAUAUGCUAAAGAACUAUACUCGCAUAGCACAUUUUACGUUUACGAAGCUUUCGAACCUGAAGAAAUUGACAAUAAAAAUUUAAAUGAAAUUUUUCCUAUCUAUGCAGAAGAAUGUAAAUCAACCAUUUCAUUCGAAUUAAACCCAACGGAACAAAAAUAUAUUGAAAAAUCACUAAAUAUCAUUAAAUCAAUAAAUUCUCAAUUUAUUGGUACUUCUAUUAUUCAAGCUUAUAGCGAUGAUGUAGGAAUAUUACACACAAUAAUGUACUCAUUUAACUCGAUAAAUACUAAAACUACAUGCAGUAUUACAAAAUUACGUUUUAACAUCAAACUACCUUACAAAUUUGUCAUUGCUCGCUAUUCUAAAACAAUGACAGACGAUUAUUCUGUUGAAUCACAAGAAUACAGUACAAUUUCCGAAAAUGAAGAAUUAAUUCAAGCUUUAUCAAUUGCAUUUGCUCCUUUCAUUUACGAAAUAUACCCUCAACCUUACAGAGUCAUUGAUGAACUGAAGUAUCAAGUAAAUAGAGGUCAACCGCCAAGUGGAUUGAAACGAAUCAAAUAUAAGCAAUCAAAAGAUUAUAAAUUCGACAAAUAA
Molecule: messenger RNA, 657 nt
Organism: Trichomonas vaginalis G3
Lineage: Eukaryota; Parabasalia; Trichomonadida; Trichomonadidae
Exons: 1
Coding region: 1-657 (218 amino acids)
Source: RefSeq, a predicted model, not a curated record